Selaginella moellendorffii is the source of this 2563-nucleotide messenger RNA. Its product is annotated as ribonuclease II, chloroplastic/mitochondrial. The coding region runs from base 53 to 2464 and encodes 803 amino acids. The transcript is spliced from 14 exons. Lineage: Eukaryota; Viridiplantae; Streptophyta; Lycopodiopsida; Selaginellales; Selaginellaceae. Gene Ontology annotation, cellular component: exosome (RNase complex); P-body. The record is from RefSeq and is a predicted model, not a curated record. Gene Ontology annotation, biological process: mRNA catabolic process. Gene Ontology annotation, molecular function: 3'-5'-RNA exonuclease activity; RNA binding.
UUCGCGUCCCGCAUUUGCCAUGCUUUGCUGAGCGCCGCUCGUCGCGGCGCUUAUGGGGCGAUUCUGUGCAGCCUGCUUGUCUUCCGCGCUGCACGCGACAAUGGCGAUGGUGCCAUCGUCAGGGCGUGGCAUUGAUCGAGUGGCGGCGGCAGGGGUGGUAUCGUCGUCGCGGCGGGAUUCUUCGUCGCGCAGGGUUUUGCUUGGCAGGCGAGGGAACAGGAGGAGUUUUACGACUUCGUCGGCGAUGCGGGGAGGGAUUGGAGGCCCCUGGAGUAGCAGCUAUGGAUUGCUGAGUAGGAAAUGGAGCGAUGGCCUUGCCAGUAUCAAGCAGCUUGUCGGUCUGUUUGUGGAGACGCGAGAAAAGAAGAAGGAAAGAAUCAGGGGGAGGUAUCUAGAGUUGAGAGUGAGCGCGAGCGAGGAAGUCGCGACGUCCGGCGAUCAAAUUUUUCGCAAAGGAAUGCUUGUAGAGCUUGUAAAAGAUGGCAAGCUUGUUUGUGCGGUUGUGGAUAGGCCGGAAGGGAAGAAGAACUGGAUUGCCAUAGACCAGUAUGGAAAUUCCCACUCGGUGAAGCCUGGGAAAGUAAGAUACGUUGUUCCAGAUGUAGAAACGUUUAAACCAGAAGACAUCGUUGAGUUCCUGAAGCAAACGGAAGCCAUACAGGACUUGUCUCUUAUAGAAAUUGCAUGGCACGAGCUGGUUGAGUCAGAGGAGAAAUCCAUAAGUUCAAAGAAGCUAGCCAAAGUGCUUUUUGGGGAUGUUUCCCACGUUGAGUACUAUGCAACGCAUUGUAUGCUAUCUUCAAAGCAAGUGUUCUUUAGGCGCAAGCAAAAAGGGCCUGUUGUCUUUUACGAACCGCGGUCUAGUGCAGAGGUGCAGGAGUUACAACACCAGUAUAAUGUCGAGGAAACCGCUCGAAUGGAGCUGGUGAAUUUUAUCAACAUGGUCAAGUCCGCCUUAGCACAGUCUCAUGAUUCAAAGCCAUCUCCCACCAGUUGGUCCUCGGAAAAGUUCGCGCUCGCCCGCGUAGAAGCUCUGCAGGAAUUUGCGUUAGAUGCGUUUGCCGAUGAAACUCAGAAGAACUUGGCAAAAGAGGUUUUGGAGGCCUUGGGACAGCAGAAGUCUCCUGAAUCUGCUCUAGAUGUUUUGAUCGGCAUAGGUAUUCUUCCGUUUCACGUAAAUGUGGAACUGCUAAAGUCCAAAAUUCCGACUGCUUUUUCUGACGAGCAUAUUGCGGCUGCAAAGCUUCUUGAAGAGGAGCCAUGUCUUGAUCAAAAUAAGGAUUCUAGAGUCGAUUUAACAGCCAUGAAGGUUUACACCAUUGAUUCAGAUUCUACUGAAGAGAUCGAUGAUGGAUUGAGCGCGACUGAGCUCCCCGACGGUCGUGUGAAAAUUUGGAUUCACAUUGCGGAUCCGACAAGAUGGGUAGAGCCGGAACAUAUAAUUGAAAGAGAAGCAAAACACCGAGGAACGACCGUUUACCUGCCAGAGAAAACGAUUCCCAUGUUUCCCAUGAACUUAGCUACUGGACCGAUGAGCCUUAGGCAGAACACGGAAUGCUGCGCUGUGAGUGUGUCCGUCAUCCUCGACAAAGAUGGCAGCAUUGCAGAGUCUUCGGUAUGCAGCUCAGUGAUAAAACCGUCGAUGCGACUCUCAUAUGACUCUGCAACGGAGCUUAUAAUGUAUCAACUAGACGAAGAGCGUGAGCUAAAUUUGCUGGCGAAGGCUGCCAGACUCCGUUAUGAAUGGCGACUUUCUCAGGGUGCAGUUGAUUUAUCCACUCGGCAGAUAGAAGUCAAAGUAACCAAUCCAGAUUCGUUUGAGCCCGAAAUCAAGCUUCAGGUGAUCGACAUGACCAGUCCCUCUGGACAACUUGUUUCAGAGAUGAUGAUUCUGUGUGGCGAGGCCAUAGCUGCUUACGGCAACGAGAAGAUUCUGGCCUUGCCAUACAGAGGACAGUCAGACAUGGCUGUCGAGAUGAACUGCACCAAACCGCUACAGCACUCUAGUUUGGGCCUACCUGGAUACGUUCAGUUUACUUCUCCAAUCAGACGAUAUAGUGACUUGUUGGCACACUACCAGGUCAAAGCAGCCCUUCGCAAAAAGUCUCCACCGCUUAGCAGUAGCCAGCUCGAGGCAGCAAUUAUGCUAGCCAACUUGAAAACGAAGGAGGCGAGAAAAUUGGGAAACGCGUCCUCUAGGUACUGGCUUAUUGAGUAUCUGCGGAGGCGGCCCAGGGACGAGCUGUAUGAAGCGUCGGUAGUCAGGGUCAAAGACGGACAAGUUGUCGUCUCCAUCAAGGAGGUGGGAUUGCAUACAUCGGUGAGUACCAACGUGAAGCUAGAAGCUGGUGAUGCCGUUCGAGUUAUAGUUGCCGCUGCUAAUCCUCGGAAAGAUAUUUUGGAUGUCGAACUGGUAGAAGUGUUGAACACCGAGGACGCAUUAGACAACGUUGUAGCAGCUUAAUUUCACAAGGUACUUGGAUACAAGAACUUUCUCGUUUUUUUUCAUGUCAGCUCAACCCAUUGGUUGUAAUACUCAAAAGAAAGCAGGAUAUGUUUUCUA